AUGUCUGUUCUGCGACGCAAAGUGACGAGAUUGGCUCCGCCUGUAGUCUUGACCGAUAAGGUUAUCCCGGUCGACUACUGGGACCAUCACUCUCGCGAUGCUGUCCUCAACGUAAUGCUGCGGUUUGACCGCCAACUCGAUGCAGCCAAAUUACGCAGGGCUCUGGAGCAAUUGCUUGACCGUCGAGAUGGCUGGCGAAGGCUAGGUGCGAGAGUACGGCUGGGCUCUUCGAACCAGUUACAGUGGCAUUUGCCUGAAAAAUACACUGAACAGCGGCCAGCAAUUACUUUUCAUCACAACCGCCACACCAACAUCAGCAUCAAGCAGCACCCACUGGCAUCUCGACUUAGGAGCCGUGGUCCACCAGCUUCUGGUGUUUCCAAUGAUGGCUCUACUCCUUGGGUGGUGGAGUCAGGCAGUGGUGUGGACUUCUCUCCGUUGAUGCGACACCCAAGUGAUCCUACCUCUUUCGAAGACUAUGUUUAUCAUGACAAGCCGAUGAUAGGAUUGCAAGUCACAACAUUCAACGACGCGACAUUAGUAUCGUUAGGCUUCUCGCACAUCAUGUGGGACUGUAUGGGGCUAAAGGACCUCUUUGAUGCGUGGUCCCUCACUCUACAGGGACGCCAUGGGGAGGUCAUCCCGUUGAUUGGAACUGAUCCUCUUGGAUCCUUGGGUGCCUCCCCUGAGUCGACCAAGGUGAUGCCAAAGGACGAUGCCAGAAAGCCAGCAGCAUCCACCUUCCCUCCUGAACAAUACCAGCACAUCAACAAACAGCUUGGAGUUGUGCAACUCGUUACUCUCGGUCUUCGACAAGCACUUGACAAACUGUUGAACAAAAAUGCGGUGGAAGAGUUUAGGACAGUGUGUGUGCCUGCCGCGUAUGUCAAGUCUUUGCGCAAGGACGCACUCCAAGCUCUCGAAGCCGAGAAUGGCAGUUCGCUCAGCCUUCAAGAAUCAGAGAAGGGUCGUCAGUCUCAACCGACUCCGAAAGCCAUUUUUUUGAGUGAUGGUGAUAUUCUGUGUUCGUGGUGGACUCGUAACAUUAUUACCUCACGCAUCCGCAAUCCUACUAAGAGCCGCAAAACCAUUGCCAUCCUGAACAUGAUGGGUCUGCGCGGCGUCCUGGCACAAGCAGGACGAUUGCCCGAGAAAGGUGCGCUGGUUGGUAACGCCAUCUUGCCCAUUCCUACCCUAUUACCUACGCAAGAUCUUGUCAAAAAAGGUCCUCUGGGCUUUGGCCGUGUUGCAAGGGCACUGAGAGAGGCUAUUGGGCAACUCAGCACAAGACCGCAGGUUGAGGCUCUACUGGCACUGCAACGGCGUGCAAAUGGAGACGAGGUUAAUGAAAACGUCAACAAGAAGAAGUCGGGUAACGGAAAAGCUGGAUUGCCCGCCCUUUUCGGCGAUGCGGGCAUGCACAUGGUUGUGUGUACCAACUGGACCAAAGCCGAGUUCUUCAACGUCGAUUUCUCUGCUGCAGAAGUAGAGGAGAUCGGCUGUGACGGGCUCUUUGAAAACGAGCGACUUCGGCUACCUGAGACGUCAUCUAGCGAUACUGGUGCCAGCAGUGGCACCGGAGGGAAGAGCGCCAUGGGUUGUGAUGGGCUUUGGGAGGAUGAACAUGCGUCACGUUCGUCUGCCGCUCUUCGCACUGAUGCUCCUGCAGUCCCUCGCGUAGAGGCGAAGCCGACCGGUGUUCACAUGCACUUGAUAACGGCAGGUACUCCUGCGUUCUUGAUGAGCAUCUUCACCAUCUUGGGCCGCGAUGCCAACGGAGAUUACUGGAUUCAGGGGAUGCUGAGGAAGAAGUAUUGGGCUAAAAUCGAGACCGCCCUUGGCCAGAAGUAG
Molecule: messenger RNA, 1851 nt
Organism: Colletotrichum phormii
Lineage: Eukaryota; Fungi; Ascomycota; Sordariomycetes; Glomerellales; Glomerellaceae
Exons: 2
Coding region: 1-1851 (616 amino acids)
Source: RefSeq, a predicted model, not a curated record